AUGUCCAGCUUCCGCAAAGUCGUCGAUGCAAUCUUGACAUCGAAAUACAACAAACCUUUUCCUGUGACGCUCAUACCAUCGGCGAUUGGAUAUUAUCUUGGCCUCAAGCAAGGCGAACGACAAGUACAGGUGCUGAACGAGAUCCGUGCUCUGGGCGAGGGCGACAUUGCUCAGGUGGAGAGGAUAGCAGACCAGCCUAAGUAG
This is a messenger RNA of Recurvomyces mirabilis, 204 nucleotides long. RefSeq lists its product as uncharacterized. The transcript has 3 exons. The record is from RefSeq and is a predicted model, not a curated record. Lineage: Eukaryota; Fungi; Ascomycota; Dothideomycetes; Mycosphaerellales; Teratosphaeriaceae. The coding region runs from base 1 to 204 and encodes 67 amino acids.